Molecule: messenger RNA, 288 nt
Organism: Fusarium poae
Lineage: Eukaryota; Fungi; Ascomycota; Sordariomycetes; Hypocreales; Nectriaceae
Exons: 2
Coding region: 1-288 (95 amino acids)
Source: RefSeq, a predicted model, not a curated record
AUGAAUACCAACGACCUUGCCCAUCUUGAGGCAAUGGGGUUGCCAGCCCCUGCUUAUGUGGCGCCAUCGUUGCGCCAAGAUAUACGAAACAGGUCUGAUGAAAUGCAGAUUCAUCAGUUGGCCAACUUGGUCACACCUUUGGUUUACGCCACCCGGCGUAGUCACGUGCCAGAGGAAGAGCUGGCAUCGUUUGAAGCGUGCCGCUCGAAUAACUCCUUGUCCGCCGCCAUCAUGAAAGCAGCCGACCUUGUCCACGACCAUCCCGAGUCCGAUCAUCACCCGUACUAG